Messenger RNA from Sycon ciliatum, 2379 nucleotides. RefSeq names its product transmembrane protein 64-like. NCBI's taxonomy places the organism in Eukaryota, Metazoa, Porifera, Calcarea, Leucosolenida, Sycettidae. The transcript is spliced from 3 exons. Gene Ontology annotation, cellular component: endoplasmic reticulum. The record is from RefSeq and is a predicted model, not a curated record. Gene Ontology annotation, biological process: regulation of cytosolic calcium ion concentration. Bases 358 to 1320 code for a protein of 320 amino acids.
UUUUUUGGACCCCCUCACUCGCAUCAGCAUGAUCAGUGUAUGAAGAAAGUCCUGACUAGACUGCGCUUUUCCGUGGUUUCCUUCCGCCAUCUGUGGUGUACUGCUGGCUAGGCUGCGCAGCAGAGUGUGUAGUGAGAUCGCUUGCAAGCAGCGAAGACUCCGCCAUACUCCGCAUGUGCUGUGUGGUAGAGGUAGACCGUAGUCGUAGAGUCAUGCAGUGAGCUUGCAUUUUGCUGAACCUUGUACGGAAAAUUUUUCAGUCUGGGCUGUACUACGUUGUGAGUCCACAAGAGAAAUUUCAAUCCUUGUGUCGAUCAAACUGGACCCCUUCUUUCUCGGCUGCUGCGCUUUGCUGAUAUGGUGGCUGUGGCAGUGACCAAGAUGUCCUGCACAGAGCAGACUGCAAACCCAGUGGCGAAAUCCAGCUCAUCCUUGCCGCCGGUCGUGCCAUCCGACGUACAAACAACGUGGCGCAGUCGUGGCAAGAAAUGGAGCUUGUCCCGACCCUAUGGCUCGACAGUUGCCCUCAGCCUGCUCAUGGUGGGCUUGCUGCUCUCAGGACGACAGUACUUGCACGGGAUUCUGGCUUUCCUCUCAGCGUUGCCGUGGUGGCAAAGCAGCGCCCUACUACAAGUGUUGUUCAUUCUAGUCUCUUUUCCCUUCACGUUUGGUUAUCUGCUGCUCAACAUUGCCUCCGGCUAUUUGUACGGGUUCGUCGGCGGCGUCCUGGCAGCGUCGACGUGUGCCGGCGUAGGUGUGCUGGUGUCUCUGUCCGCGUGUCGGAGAUGGUUCCGUGAUACUGUCCAUGAGUCGCUGGAGCAGUCCCAUCUGAAAGCACUGAUUCGUGUUAUGGACGGCUCGUAUGGAUUCCGCGUGGUUAUGCUCACGCGCCUGACCCCCAUCCCAUUUGGACUGCAGAACGCAUGCUUUGCUGUGACCGACCAGCCAGUGUGGCGCUGCUGCCUUGCCAGCAUCAUAGGUCUGCUGCCGGCGCAGUCGUUCAACGCCUACCUGGGCUCGACGGUGCGCAACAUGGAGGAGCUGUACACGCGCCAGUGGGACUCCUACCUGCUCGUCGUCUUCCAGUUCCUGGGCCUGUGCACUAUGCUGGCUUACGUCCUUCACCUCGCUAGGUUGGAGCUCAAGGCCGCCGAAUACAAUCUGCCCACUCACUCGAGGUCAACUGGAAAGGCAACGGAGGCGAAGAAGAGUUCGACUGACAGCCCGGACUCGUCCAGUAAAGCCGAGUUUCCAGCUGCGGUGCGCUCCUCUCGCCACAGUCGCUCAUGGUCGCACCCGGUUAUAAUCCAGUUUGUGUGAACCAGCCCUCCUAAUGGAGCAUCCGUACACAGACUCUACAGUCUAGCUACGUACGCCAGGCGACUCUGGUUCGUCAGCUGACCUGCCCACUGGCUUCCAGUACUACUCCUAUUAUAAUCAGGAGCCGGGUUCCAACAGAACCAGUACGGCUCCGAAGAGCACGUCCCUGAAAGUGGCCACCAGUGUGUGUGUGUGCGGAAGGAGGAUCACAAGCAGUAGACCGGUGAGACCAUUCGCCAACGUUUCCACUUCAACUGUGCUCCCGGUCGGCUUUCAUAUCUUACGAUCGAUCGGAACAGGCCUCUGGCUUGCAAUGUCACUGGCAUCAUCUGAAAGGUGACGUCGAGUCGAGCAGCAGACGAGAAAUCCAACCAGAAUAUGAGUGCACGCGUCCGGCCGUAUGUCGUCGGUGUGGAUGCUUAUAUAGCUCCGUGCUUCGCAUAUGUUUGUCACACGUGCUCUCACAACUGUGACGUGUAGAGGUAAGGUACCAAGUCCUGGCAGCGCAUUCUAACAGCUCUCUACCCUAUACCGGUCGCCUGCGGCAGCGACCACACUCCCUUCUAUCUAAGACUCUAAGGUAUUGACGAGAUGAAGCUGCAUCUCUCACUCAUUUGCUCUCUCUCUCUCUCUCUCUCUCUCUCUCUCUCUCUCUUUCUUUCUCUAUCUCUCCCUCACACGCACGCACGCACACACGGUCUUACUUCUCAGGCCCACUGCCCUGCCAUAGGUAAAAGUUCCACCUGGUUUUAGCGCAUCACCCAUCCAAGCAGGAUAAUAAUAUUAUAUCUUCGCCAUACAGAUUUUUUAUAUCCUUUAUUAUGAGAUUUUAUUAUUCACCCCAAGACCCCGCAAGUCAAAGCACAUCAUAUUAGUGAACAUUUGACUUCUAAGCUGGUAAAACAGUACUGUACUGGGUCAAUUGUCUAUGAGUUGCUGGCAACUCUAUUCUCUCGGCCUUUAAUGUCCUCAUUCUACAUGUGUGUAUGCAUGAGAGUAGGCACUACUUCAAAAUACAAUAAUUAUAGGGAAGUGUGAAUGAGUCUGUGCUCUGUUGAA